Emys orbicularis (European pond turtle) is the source of this 1257-nucleotide messenger RNA. RefSeq names its product carcinoembryonic antigen-related cell adhesion molecule 5-like. The transcript has 10 exons. NCBI's taxonomy places the organism in Eukaryota, Metazoa, Chordata, Testudines, Emydidae. The coding region runs from base 1 to 1257 and encodes 418 amino acids. Gene Ontology annotation, biological process: sensory perception of sound. The record is from RefSeq and is a predicted model, not a curated record.
AUGGGGCGAAUCCCCCACAGACCGGGCAGCCCUUGGACGGGGAUUCUCCUGGCAGCCUCUGUCCUGGGCUCCUGCCUCCAGCCGGCGCUGGCCCAGACCCCAGUGACCAUCGUCAUCACCCCGCGGAGCCCCGUGGUGGGAGGGGACGUCAGCCUGGCCCCACAGCCACCGCCACAGAACUUGGUGAUCUGCAGCUGGUUCCGAUCAGCGACCGCCACUGAUGGAAACAGCCGGAUCCUCAGUUACAGUCCAGCUACAAGCCCCCCUCAGACCCCUGGCCCGGCCCACACGGGGCGGGAGACAUUGGGGCCGGGCUGCGCCCUGAACAUCGCGGGGUUAACGCUCAAUGACACCGGGAACUACACGGUGCUGAUACAGACCCCUGGUUUCCUCACCAUCCCAGUCAAUCUGCGUGUCUAUGAAAUGCUGCCCAGGCCCACGGUGAUGCCCGACCAAACCCAGGUGCUGGAGAAUGGGACCUUCACCCUCAUGUGUAACAGCUCCCCCAGCGUCGACACCGUGCUCUGGCUCCGGAACAGUCCUACACUCGCGCCCAGUGAGCGGCUGGGGCUGUCCCCUGACAACCGGACCCUCACGGUGCUGGGUGUCACCUGGGGCGAUGCCAGCGCCUACCAGUGCGUGGUCGGGAACCCCGUCAGCACCAACCGCAGUGAGCCCAGCACUGUGACAGUGACCUAUGGGCCACAGUCUGCCAGGAUAGACCCACCAGGACCCAUUGGUACUGCCCUCGGGUCCCCGCUCACCCUGACGUGCGUCGCUGACUCCGUCCCAGCCCCAAGCUAUCGCUGGGGUCUCAACAGCACCGACACUAACGAGACUGGGUGCAGCUUGACCUUUAACCCCACAACCUGGGCUCAGCAGGGCACGUACGAGUGCCGGGCUCACAACCCCGUCACCAACCGCACUGCCUGGGCGUCUGUCGCCGUGCGGGUGACAAGGACGGAUGCCCUUCGCCCAGGUGCUCCUUCAGGUCUCUCUCCCUGGGCCGUCACUGGGAUCGUCAUCGGGUCACUGGUGGGGGCAGCGCUCGUCGGAGCCGGGGUCUAUCUCCUCUACGCUCGCUGCCAGAAUGAAACCCCCAAGGAGAACGGGGCACCCGUCCUGGUGUACGAGAACCUGCCCCCGACAGCCUGGGUGGGGUCUGCGGCCCAGCCCGGGAAUCCCCCUGACCCCAGCCCCACAUACCAGCCGCUGCAGCCCCGACAGCCGGACGUGUACGAGGAGCUGAAGAAGUGA